Messenger RNA from Gastrolobium bilobum, 759 nucleotides. RefSeq lists its product as uncharacterized. Lineage: Eukaryota; Viridiplantae; Streptophyta; Magnoliopsida; Fabales; Fabaceae. The transcript has 2 exons. Gene Ontology annotation, cellular component: nucleus. The record is from RefSeq and is a predicted model, not a curated record. Bases 62 to 526 code for a protein of 154 amino acids.
AAGAAAGUUUAGUUUAGUUUAUUUUAUUUGAAUUGAAAAAUUGAGAGAGAGAAAGAGAGAGAUGGGAAAGGGAAAGGCAAAGGAGAAAGAGAGGUAUCUUCUGAAAACAGAACCAUCGGAGUGGUCGUGGGAGGACCAAGCAGCGAACGAAGGCAUAAGCAAGUGGGAUGGUGUAAAGAACAAGCAGGCUCAGAAAUAUCUCAAGUCCAUGUCACUCGACGAUCUCUGCUUUUUCUAUCACUCCGGUCCCAAGGCCCGCCGCAUCGUCGGCGUUGUCUCCGUCGUCCGGGAGUGGUACGCCGAGGGGGAUGGCGGUGCUGUUGACGUUAAGGCAGUUGGUGAGAUGAGGAGGCCAGUGGACUUGAAAGAGAUCAAACAUUUCAAGGAUUUUGCUCUGUUGAGGCAGCCUAGGCUUUCUGUUGUCCCCGUUCCCGACCACAUUUGGAACGAAAUUUGUGCUUUAGGAGGCGGCUAUGAUGGCGAUGGUAAUUGGUCUUGUUGGAUCUCAUUCUGCAUUAUUUGGUAGACGCAAGUAUGACAUGUUAUGUUGAAACUUCCAGGAGGCUGGAAGGAUGUUGUAGUACAUUUCUAUUUCCGUAGCUCAAUUUAGAAUUCUGGCGCUGGUUGAACACGAUUUAAAUCAAUCUUUGCUCGUGUCACUCUGCCAGAGAAUGAGAAUCUAUUGUUCCCCACUGAAAUAUUUUUAAUACUGUACCGAGGUAUACCCGUUUGUAAAAUGGGGAGAGUUUGAAGGGAUAU